AUGUCUACAGCCAACACGGCCAGUCUCGUCAAAGAUUGGACAGUCACAGAUUUGACUGACAGUGACCACCGUGUCAUUAGUUUCAGACUGGCAGUGAAAAAGCCGGUAGAGCGAGUCCCAGCUGAGAUUAGGUAUGAUGUUAGAUCUGCCGACUGGGAUCUCUUCAAGACCACUCUACUCGGUGAAAUCGGUCGCAUACCCGACAGCAGCACCAGUAUAAACACAACAGCUGAUGGCAUCAUCCGUGCUAUAACCACGGCGGCUGAUAGGUCAAUCCCUAAAAAGAGACCAACCGCUAUAACGGGCAGAAGUCCAUGGUGGUCUCCAGUCCUGUCCACUCUUAGACAGAACCUUGUCCAACAGUAG
Molecule: messenger RNA, 366 nt
Organism: Macrosiphum euphorbiae (potato aphid)
Lineage: Eukaryota; Metazoa; Arthropoda; Insecta; Hemiptera; Aphididae
Source: the annotation of a GenBank genome assembly